AUGCGCAGGACUGUUCUUGACGGACGUUAGAAAAAUACUGCAAAUUAAGCGCAUAAAUACAUAGACAGAAACAGACACACACACCGCAGACGUGCAGCGCUGAACAUUCGGUUUGCAGGCCCCCGUAGAAGAGCCGGAGCCCUGCGGCGCAGUGAAAAAUGACCGGCGACGUCGCGUGUCCGGCGGCUGAGGCGGCGCCCCGGCGGCGCAGCGAAAGUGGACACAAGGACACCCCGAAGGCCCCGGUUCUGUGUCUCAAAGGUAACGAGCAGAGGGCGUCUCAGGAUGACGAUGGCUACUCCACCAGGAACUUCAGCUUUGCAGAGGCUGAAAGCUCAGAUUCCCACUGCGACAUCCUGGAGGAGCACCUUUCUGCCGUGGAGGUGAACUGCAGUUUCUCGGCCAGUGAGCUGGCCUCCCUGUGCCACCAGAGUGUGGUGGUAACAGGCAGCCUGGAGCAGCAGGUCCACACAGAGAGCUUGGAAAGGGCAGCUCCCCUGGAACAGAGGGUGGCUGAGCUGGAGAAGCAUCUGGAAGCUGGAGCACAUACCCAUCUGCAGGAGUUCCAGGAGCAGUACACGAGGGACCUCAGGGAGACGAUCCAACUGUGUGAAACACUCAUGUCUGAGAAGGCAGCUGUGGCUGCUGAGCGGGACCUCAUUGAACAGGAGUUCUGUGCCCUACGUGAGGAGAACCAGACCCUGAGGCAGGAGAAGGAGCACCUCCUUCGGGACCUGCAGGAGAAGAGAGAAGUGGAGGAGUUCAGGGCUCUGGAGCAAGAGAGCACCAGGCAAUAUGAGGAGGAGCUGCUGUCUGAGAUCUCCUCUCUAAAGAAGUCAGCAGACAAAUCAGCAGCCUACAUUCAGAACCUUGAGGCUGACCUUGCUGCCAUGUCAGCCGAGCUGAAGCGGAAGGAUGAGUGGAUCGUGGAACUGCAGGGUUUGCGGAACAAGGAUUCGGCCCAGGAGAUCCGGCAGCUGAAGCGCUCUCUGGAGGAUGCGGAGACCCUGAGUCGGGACGCGAGGAAGGAGUGGGCAGUGUUGCGCACAGAGAUGGUAGCACUACGGGAGAAAGAGGUGGACAUGACAACCGGGUACACGAAGAUGGAGGCUGAGCUGCAGCGUCUGCGUGAGCGGCUGGAGCUGGAGAAGACGCGUUUUAAGAAGAUGCAAGCAGACCUCCAGAAGGAGCUUCAUAAGGUCUUCCAGGAGAAUGUCGAGCUCAGCUCUCUUGUAAGGGAAAGGGAUCACAGUGAUGUUGAAUCAGAAGCCCUCGUUAAUCUCAGGAAGGAGCUGGAGGGGUCCCAAGAGAGGGAGAGAACCCUGCAGGCCAGACUAGCCAAGCUGGAGUGCUUUUCCAAGUUGCCAGUGGAAGACAACUCGGUAAAACAGACAGGGGACCACACUGGGGAGCCCUGCCUGGGAAAGAGUUGUGUAGAUGCUAGUCUGGCAUGUGUAUAUGGGGAAGACCAGCAGGGGGCAGAGCAUGUCCAGGGCAUAUCCAUGAGCCAAGAAUGUGCUGGUGCUAUGGAACUGCAGGAGGAGGCUGGGGAAAAGCUGCAGCCUGAGAACCUGAGGGAGGAUGUGGAAACGACAAUUAAGGAUCCAGACUCUGUCCUGUGUGCGCAACUGCAGGAUGAGUUAGAGGACCUGCGGUCACACAUGACCUCUAUCACAAAGGAGAGAGACCAACUCCUGGAGGAAGUGGGGGUCCUGCAAGAGGAGGUGUCUCACUUUAGGAGACUGCUGCAGGAGAGUGAGAUGGCAGCUGUGCUCCAGCAGUGCUUGGACCUGGAGCAACCAUCCCAGGACAAGGGAGAACAGCCUGAGCUUCAACAGCAGAUUCAGCGACUGGGUGAGGAGCUUUACAGUGUAAAGGCAGAGAAGGAGCACCUGCAGGCCCGGCUGGAGUUGCUCAUAGGUGCGAGUCCAGAGGAGGUGGCUCUGCUUGAGCUGAGGAGGAGCAGUGUUGACCGUGGAGAACGGCGGCUGAGGAGCAGGCUGGAGCAGGCCAGGUCACAGCUGGAGGCGAUGCAGCAAAGCCUGGUAGCGCUAGAGGAGGCCCGUGCUGAAGCUGAGCACCAGGUCUCCACCCACAAGGAGGCGAUGCACCUCCUGCAGACAGAGCUCCAGGAGACUUGUGCCCAGCUGGAGCUGAAGAACACCACCAUUCGAGCUCUCGAGCAAAAACUGGCACAGGUGUGUGGAGCAUUGGGGCUGCAGAAGCCAAGGAGCCCAGAUUUCCAGAUGGAUCUGGAGAGGGCGGAUUUGUCCUCCUGCCAUCAGGAAGAGCUGGUGAAGCCAAUGGCUCUGGACCACCGAGAGGAGACUGUAUGGUCAGUGACGGAGGUCCUGGUCAGGCCACGGAAACCAGCUGACAAGUCCAUUGUGGAGACCAGCAGAGGGCGCACUGUCCUCAGCCCAUUGCUGACAGAGCGAGACGAGGUGAAACAGCUGAAGAGUGAUGUUCAUGAGAGUCAUGUGGCCGACCAGCGAGGACAAGCUGCCAAGUGGAGGCGGCGAGCCACAAAAUUGAAGGAGAACCGUAGCGAGAUGUCCCCCCACACGACACCCACUAGGAGGCGCUGCCUCAUCCUUUCUGAGGGCCACUUUUUCGAGUCGCCGAAGAGCAAGUUCUUUGAUGUACGUCACAACGCGGUGCACCUCAACCGCCCCCGGCAGUUCUUCGACAAUUCCAGCUUGGGGACCAUUCCCGAGGUGGCGUUCCCCCCUGCUGGGGCUGCUUGGGCACAUCUCAGAGCUCUGCAGAAGGACCUUGACACAACUGUGGAGGAGAAUGGCUCACCGUUGCCAUCUUCACCCAGACAGGACAACUGCAAAGCGCAAUGAGAACCGAGGUGCCCUUCCUGCCCCUUGUGUAUACAUAUUUUUAUGUACUUUUUAUAAAUUUUGUGUAUAAUAUCAGUGUAUAGCCUAAUUUCACAAUGUUUUAAAUGUCAAUUAAAAAAAA
This is a messenger RNA of Scleropages formosus (Asian bonytongue), 2970 nucleotides long. Its product is annotated as centromere-associated protein E-like. The coding region runs from base 159 to 2849 and encodes 896 amino acids. The transcript has 23 exons. The record is from RefSeq and is a predicted model, not a curated record. Lineage: Eukaryota; Metazoa; Chordata; Actinopteri; Osteoglossiformes; Osteoglossidae.